GUGACGGUCAAGGUCCUCAACAGUGACACGCUGAAGAAGACCGUCAAGAACUUCAACCCCAACCGCUACUGGUACGAGGUGGCGGGUGCGGCUGACAGCUGCUGCGGGGGCGGCCAUGCGGUGGUGGCGGUGGCGGACAAGAACCUGGUGCCCGCACCGCCGGGCAACAUUGCUCGGGCGCUGGAGCCGCUGCGGGGGACAGGCAUCACCAGCUUGGCUCUAGUGCCGGUGGUGGCGGGCCCCAGCUCCGCCUCCUCCCCCGCCCCCGCGCACGCCGACCUGUACGCGCAGCUGCCCGACCUGCCGCUGCCGCUGGAGCUGCUGGCGCUGUGCAUGAGCCGGGCGCUGAGGAGGAGGAACCACGAGGG
Astrephomene gubernaculifera is the source of this 368-nucleotide messenger RNA. The record is from the annotation of a GenBank genome assembly. Lineage: Eukaryota; Viridiplantae; Chlorophyta; Chlorophyceae; Chlamydomonadales; Astrephomenaceae.